Messenger RNA from Mangifera indica (mango), 918 nucleotides. Its product is annotated as succinate--CoA ligase [ADP-forming] subunit beta, mitochondrial-like. The record is from RefSeq and is a predicted model, not a curated record. The coding region runs from base 111 to 473 and encodes 120 amino acids. NCBI's taxonomy places the organism in Eukaryota, Viridiplantae, Streptophyta, Magnoliopsida, Sapindales, Anacardiaceae. The transcript is spliced from 2 exons.
GAAGUCCUGAAUUUGCUACCAUCCUUUUCAACCCAAGAACCAACAGGAUGUUAAUUGUUGAGUAAGUGCAUUUUCCAGGGAAGUAUAGCUUAUCAAGAGAGCCCUGGCAAAUGUUAAAGUUUCCAUGUAAAGAGGAAAAUACUGACGAAGAUGCUUGUAAGGUUGUAGAUGGUUUAGCACCUAAGGCCACUGAUCAAAAUGAUGCUGUUGAGAAAUGGUAUGAUCUUGAAUGUCUCAUCUGUGUACUCUUAGUGCUACUUGUAAUAUACAUGCAUAAAUAUAGUCUCUACAUUUGUUCGUUUUUACCAAUCAAUGUUGGUAGGAAUCUUUAUUUCUUUGGAAAGAUGAAUCCCCUUGAUGAAGUCUCUAGUAAGAAGUUGGUGGUAGCUGAUGCUAAGUUGAACUUCGAUGAUGGUGCUGCCUUCCUGGUAGAAGGGAAUCUCUCUUGUGAUCCAUCACUAGAGGGUCCUUGAGAGGUUUCAAUACAUUUACUUCUCGAUUUAUUGUUUACUUGGGAUAAUUAUUCUUAAUAGUAACUGCCAAACAAUUACACGAAGAUUCAAGUCUGGUUAGUGAUUAAGAGAGUUGUGGUGCUUUUUGGAUAUUCUAUAUGGCAACCAAAUUCUUCUGAUUAAUUUGGCGAUUUUCUUCUGCAUCCUUUGAUUUCUUUGCUCUUUUUGGUACCUAAGUUCAGUUAUCUCAAAAAUGGGCUUUUAAAGUUUGCUAGCAGAAUGGAGUUUCAAAUUGCGAGAGGAAGACUACUACUAUCACACGACACAAAUUAGCCUUCUGCUUUAAUUCAUGCACUGAAAAUAGGGCUUGUCUUUGAGGCUUGUGUCAAAAUUAGAGUCUCUCUUCUCAGCAUCAUCAACAAUUAGAUUAUAAAUGUACAUGAGGAACUAUUAAUUAUGGUGUCAA